Messenger RNA from Cladophialophora psammophila CBS 110553, 921 nucleotides. RefSeq lists its product as uncharacterized. Gene Ontology annotation, molecular function: ATP:ADP adenylyltransferase activity; ATP binding. Gene Ontology annotation, biological process: nucleotide metabolic process. Lineage: Eukaryota; Fungi; Ascomycota; Eurotiomycetes; Chaetothyriales; Herpotrichiellaceae. The record is from RefSeq and is a predicted model, not a curated record. The transcript has 2 exons. Bases 1 to 921 code for a protein of 306 amino acids.
AUGGAUAAAGGCAGUCUACAAGAUAAUGGAGCGCUAUCCGAUGCUAGAGAUUCAGCGUCACUUCCACCCGACCUAGAAGCACUCUCACUUGCAAAAUUUGACGACCAGGUGGCUAAAGGACAGCUAAUCUACGAGCCUUCAACGGCCGAGAGUCUGGAAGACCAAGGAUUCAAACUCAAUUUUCGAUUCGUGCCUCACCUGCGCCGCAAGCCCAUCACCCCAUCGGAUGCGCCUGAGAGGAAGACGGGAAAGGGGCACAAUCCAUUCCUCAAUCCGAAUCCCGAAGAGAUUCUCUCAGCAGUCGGGCCAUCACAUCUUCUGAUUUUGAACAAAUUCAGCGUCUAUCGACCUAGUUUGCUAGUCAUCACAAGACAUUUUGCACCGCAGUCCGAUGGCCUUGACCGCAACGACUUGUCAGCUGCCUGGACAAUCUUAAGGCACUUCACGGAGUAUAUGGUGAUCUACAAUUGCGGCUUCGAAUCAGGAUCUAGCCAAGGGCAUAAGCAUAUGCAAUUUUGGCCAUACCCAGACGAGCAGGACCUGGGCUUCCAGCUUUUCCCGAACACAGUUGAAUCGACAGUAAAUGUUACUGACAAUAUACCCAACGUGCCUUACAAACACUUCGUUCUUCGACUUCCAACAGACGCGGACGCAAACAACCUUGUCAAAACCUACGAAAAGUUGCUCAGAAAGGUUCAACAAAGCCACAAAGAAGCCGGCGGAGGCACCGACUACAAUGUGAUCCUGGUCAAGGAAUGGAUGUGCCUGAUUCCCCGCAGGCACAGUGGCCUUGAGAGAGGAGCAGGCGCAAACUCUGCGGCCAUGCUGGGCCUUGUAUGGAUUGCAACUGAAGCCGAAAAGGACAUAUGGAAUUCUUCUGGGCCGGCGGAGUAUCUCAAAUACCUAGGUAUCCCAAGGUAG